AUGAAGAGAAGGACAGAACCUGAAUUUAGCAGCCCCCAAAAGAAGCAGAAGAAGAGGAUAGAAGACUUGGGAUUAACGCUCAGUUCUACUUCAGAUGAUGAAACUCAAUUUAGUAAUCAUACUACUCAAGAGUCUUCCAGUAGUAGCAGUGGGUCUGACAGUGAGAGCGAUGAAAAAAGACCAGUCUUCAGCAAUGAGUUCAAACAAGACUCUCUUGUGGAGGGUACUUCAUCUCGCUACUCAAUGUACAACAGUGUCUCCCAAAAGCUCAUGGCCAAGAUGGGCUUCCGGGAAGGAGAAGGUCUGGGAAAAUAUGGCCAAGGCAGGAAGGAUAUUGUUGAGGCCUCCAAUCAGAAGGGAAGGAGAGGCUUUGGGCUGACCCUCAAAGGAUUUGAUGGGGAGCUCAAUAUUGAUUGGCAGGGUGAGCCAGAGCCCAGUGCCUACGAGGAGGUGGACUGGUGCCUCGAGUGUACCACGGAAAUCCCUGAUGCCCAGGAGCUGAAGGAGUGGAUGACUGUGGGGAAGAGGAAGAUGGUGAUUGAAGAUGAAACAGAGUUCUGUAGUGAAGAGCUUUUACGUAAUGUCCUGCAGUGCAAGAGUGUAUUUGAUGAGCUGGAUGGAGAAGAAAUGCGUCGAGCCCGAACAAGAUCUAACCCCUAUGAGAUGAUCCGUGGAGUUUUCUUCCUGAACAGGGCUGCGAUGAAGAUGGCAAAUAUGGACCAUGUCUUUGACUACAUGUUUACAAACCCUAAGGACUUCCAUGGGAGGCCCUUGAUAAAGGAGCGAGAUGCAGAGCUGCUCUACUUUGCUGAUGUGUGUGCUGGUCCCGGAGGCUUCUCUGAGUAUGUUUUGUGGAGGCGGAAGUGGCAUGCGAAAGGAUUUGGCAUGACCUUGAAAGGACCAAAUGAUUUUAAACUAGAGGACUUCUAUUCUGCUUCCAGUGAGCUCUUUGAACCUUAUUAUGGAGAGGGAGGGAUUGAUGGAGAUGGAGACAUCACUCGCCCAGAGAACAUUACUGCUUUCCGGAAUUUUGUUUUGGACAAUACUGAUCACAAGGGAGUGCAUUUCUUAAUGGCUGAUGGGGGUUUCUCAGUGGAGGGUCAGGAGAAUCUGCAAGAAAUCCUAAGCAAACAGCUCAUGCUUUGCCAGUUCCUUACAGCACUGUCCGUUGUCCGGACAGGAGGACAUUUUGUAUGCAAAACCUUUGACCUGUUUACUCCAUUCAGUGUGGGACUUGUUUAUCUGCUGUAUUGCUGCUUUGAGCGAGUGUGCAUCUUUAAACCUGUGACAAGCCGCCCUGCGAACUCGGAGAGGUAUGUGAUAUGCAAAGGAUUAAAGCUAGGGAUUGAUGACGUGCGGGACUAUCUCUUCAUGGUGAACAUCAGACUCAACCAGCUGCGCAACUCUGAUGUGGAUGUGAAUCUUGUUGUCCCAUUGAAUGUGAUCAAAGGCGACCAGGAUUUCUGCGAUUACAUUGUCCAGUCCAAUGAAAACCACUGCAAAGUUCAGAUAAAGGCACUAGCCAAAAUUCGUGCUUUUGUUCAAGACACGACGCUGAUUGAGCCACGGCAGGCUGAAAUCCGAAAGGAGUGUCUCCAGCUAUGGGGGAUUCCUGAUCAGGCUCGUGUUGCUCCUUCAUCUUCAGAUCCCAAGUCCAAGUUCUUUGAGCUGAUCCAGGGCACAGACAUUGAUACCUUCAGUUACAAACCCACUCCUCUGAAUUCUAGUACGCUAGAGAAAAUCCGCCAAGUGUUAGAUUACCGCUGUAUGGUGUCUGGAAGUGAGCAGAAGUUCCUCCUGGGGCUAGGGAAAUCACAGAUCUACACCUGGGAUGGUCGCCAGUCAGAUCGCUGGACAAAGCUGGAUUUGAAAACUGAGCUGCCACGAGAUACCCUUCUCUCUGUGGAGAUUGUUCAUGAGCUGAAAGGAGAGGGGAAAGCCCAGCGAAAAAUCAGUGCCAUCCACAUCCUUGAUGUCUUGGUGCUGAAUGGCAAUGACGUUCGAAAGCAGCAUUUCAACCAGAGGAUUCAGCUGGCGGAGAAGUUUGUCAAAGCUGUUUCUAAACCUAGCCGGCCAGAUAUGAACCCCAUCCGUGUGAAGGAAGUGUACAGAUUGGAGGAAAUGGAGAAGAUUUUUGUGAGGUUAGAGAUGAAAAUCAUCAAGAGUUCAGGGGGAAUACCCCGGCUAUCCUACACUGGCCGCGAUGACCGGCACUUUGUGCCCACAGGACUCUACAUCGUACGGACUGUGAAUGAUCCCUGGACAAUGGCAUACAGCAAAAACUCCAAGAGAAAAUUCUUCUUCAACAAAAUGACGAAGAAAGCGACAUACGACCUCCCUUCUGAAUCCAUCGCACCCUUUCACAUCUGCCAUUACAGCCGCCUCUUCUGGGAGUGGGGGGAAGGUGUCAAAGUGCACGACUCUCAGAAAAGGCAAGAUCCAGAGAAGCUAUCAAAGGAGGAUGUCCUGUCUUUCAUCCAAGCGCACUACCCCUAACCCUGCUCUCUUGAGGGGUGCAGGGGGGGCUGAGCCCAGCUUGGAUUCUUCAGGGACUGAUGAGACUGGGGAGGCUCCACAACUUCUAUCCUGGUCUUCUCCAGAGCUGAUUUCCUGGAGGCGAUUGAACCAGGGAGUAGUAUGCAGAAGGCACAGGACGAGGCUCUACCCUGGCAGUGUAUAUAAGAGUAUGGCCCAGGUAGCGCCUGCUGCUGGAGCACCCAUGGUGACUCCUGGAGCCAAGGCCUAACACCCUUUUGUCCUGACCUACUGCAUGCAUGAGGCCAAGGGGCUGGCAGCUUUCUUUGCUCCUGUUCAAACAUUCAUGGAGGUUUGCGGAGCUCUGUGUGUGCCAGAACUCUCCAGGCUUGUGCUUCCCUGGCAGUGUGGGAAGGAGCAGGGAUGUCUUGGUGGCAGAGCUGGGCAACAGCACAUUGAAGCGGCCCUGCAUCGUUCCUGGCAGCUAUCUGUCUCCUCGGCCUUGUCAAAGGCCUACACUACCCAGUGGAGGGUGUUAACUCAUUGGGGAAUGCUAGCUUUGGGAUGCAAGUAUGUAUUCUUGUUGGUGUCUCCAACACUUCUGCUUAUCAAGGCACUUGGCUGGCCACUGGCAAUUCCUAUGUGAUGGUCCUGUUGGACAAAGGCCAACGCAGGUGAUGAGUAGAGUUCCUGGCACAGAUUUUAUGUGCUCAGUGCCAGGGAUUUCUCAGACCUCUAGAAGCUGCUGUGACAAGGAUUUCCCCUCUCCAGGUCAGUGACUGAUCCUGUGCCAGCAGCCUGAGGUUAAUUUGUGAACGUGUCUAUGCCUCAUGGUACUUCUGAGACCAAGGUGCUUUGAUUCUUGGUACUCGACACUAUUACCCAAAUCUUCAGGAAGGAAAGUGGAUGUGGGAGGGAAGACACAGGAAGGUUGCGAUGCUGGAGGUCUUUGGAGGAAAUGAUGGGAACGUCUGACUUAGUUAAAAAAACCCAGGGCUUCAGUGAAAAGAGAUCUUGACUUUGACCAUGUUGGUUAAUCAGAAGAAAUCCUGUCCCCUGACUGCCCACUGGAAAGGUUACCAGACUUUCCUUUUUAAAUGUCAGAGUGGGCUUUAAAACGUUCCACGUCUCAUUUGGCCCUGGAACUGCAAUCUGGGGUGAAGGCCCAGAGCUGUGAAACUCCCAGCAUGGCAUUUGUGUGUCAACAGACUUCUCCAUGCACUUCUGUGCUGGGCUCAGAAGUUGUCUUCUGUUGCACGUUUUACCUUCACUUCUGGCUUCCAUGGCACUUUUGCCAGGUCUUCCACAUAAAUCAGAAGAUAACACACAGUUGACUGCUUUUGGCCAAGCAGCAAAAUUGCCCUUUUUUUUUUUUUGUUGUUGUUGUUGGCUUGUUUUUAAACACAGAUUGGCAGUAGGGAGGAAACUGAUUUAGGGGUUGUCUGAACUGUGCCUUAAAGAAAGCUAUAGUUCUAGAAUCUAUAGCAGUUGUUUAGAUUCUGGUUUCUUUCUCUCCAUGCCCAUAUGUACGAUUUGAACAAGCUUUAUGUAGCAAGACAUGGAAAUUUUCACUUGUAGGUGUACAGAUGCAUGGGUGCCCUGCACCCCACCCAAAGAAGCCAAAACAAGGAUGGCAUGUUGUAGGAGUCCCACCUCCACCCUCUAAGGCCCAGCAUAAUGCGUAGGUUUUGUACUCGCUCUCAGCACGCAGUUGAACGUCAUCCUACAAGUAGGCUGUGCUCUCUGAGCUUGGAGCAAUUCCAUGUCUUCACAAGCAAAUUGUCUCUAUAUAACCAUGUAUUAAUUCUCUACAGUUUGGUAUAAAUGAACUUAACAGCUGCAAAUCCUUGCACCAGAGAAAAUUACAUGCAGGCUUGAUCACUGCAGAACCGCACCCCUGGCUAAAGGAGCAGCGCAGAAGUUGGCAUGCUCUGUUGGUCAAUGGAAACUGGAGGAGGCAAAGCCUGGGAGUGGAUGGGAGGUUAGCUUACAAAUAGGUAGCCCUGAAUAUUGUGCAGGGCAGCUAUUCUGUUUCUUCUCAAGUUCUGGCCAAAAGUGAAGUGGGUCAAAGCUGCUUUUUCCACAUUGGUGACUUAGUCCCCAGACACAGUUAUGUCUACCAAAGCAGUUGAGGGACCGCAUGCUGUUAAUGCAUCCUCUUGCUGACCUGUAGAGACCCCCUCUGCUCUCAAGCAUCAGUAAAACAUGUAUGAAAGAAAUGGUGGCCCUUCCGCCCCCCCAAAGAAUAAGAGGCCUGUCACUGGCAACUUUGUUUUGGCAAAGGCACGUCCAUGAGGGAUGAGGAAGAAUCUCUCCCAGUGGGCAAUAAAGAACCUCCCAACUGUGUGGUUUCCAGGCCUGUGUGCAGUUGGCUUUUUAAACCAACCAGUAAUUUGAGUUCUGGUGCUUCUUUGGACUGCCUUGAGGCUGUUCCAAUGCCAGCAAAGCAUGCUGCUCCCUUUGCCAGGCUCCUUUGCUAAGUGUUGUGUCCUCCACUCAGGGCUUUGGUCUCCUGUGGGCUGGCAGACAGAAGGGUGACUAGGAAGUACACUAGGGUGAGUGUAGGCCUCUGAGGGUGAAAAAAAACCUGGUUUGCCUGCAGGCUAGCUUUUAUGAACAGAUACCUUCCAUUUACCCAGUUGCCUCCAGCUCUUCCUGAUUUUAAUUUGCUUUUAUUUUUAAUUUUAUUUUUGAUGCACUGAACCUUGAUUCUGAAUCCCCCUUCAAGAAGGCAAGCAUGAGCCACCAUGCUACUUGCUUCCCUGCUGCAGGGUAAAUACAGAGGGAUUAUGUUGGGAAGGGGGGUGAGGAAGGUCUUGCUGAAGGGAAUGUUUAUGUACAUUAAUUGCACAAUGUAUUGUUAUUAGGCUGCGUAUCAUUUUGUGUUGACUUCUCUACUUUCAUUGUCUCUAUUACCAAUACAGCCCCUUUAGUUUACAACAGUGCUUGUUUACU
Aptenodytes forsteri (emperor penguin) is the source of this 5430-nucleotide messenger RNA. It is a transcript of the gene CMTR1, whose product is annotated as cap methyltransferase 1. Gene Ontology annotation, cellular component: cytoplasm; nucleus. The record is from RefSeq and is a predicted model, not a curated record. The transcript is spliced from 23 exons. Lineage: Eukaryota; Metazoa; Chordata; Aves; Sphenisciformes; Spheniscidae. Bases 1 to 2496 code for a protein of 831 amino acids. Gene Ontology annotation, biological process: 7-methylguanosine mRNA capping. Gene Ontology annotation, molecular function: methyltransferase cap1 activity; protein binding; nucleic acid binding.